Plasmopara halstedii is the source of this 1389-nucleotide messenger RNA. RefSeq names its product cmgc rck mak protein kinase. NCBI's taxonomy places the organism in Eukaryota, Oomycota, Peronosporomycetes, Peronosporales, Peronosporaceae. Gene Ontology annotation, cellular component: cytoplasm; nucleus. Gene Ontology annotation, molecular function: ATP binding; protein serine/threonine kinase activity. The record is from RefSeq and is a predicted model, not a curated record. Gene Ontology annotation, biological process: protein phosphorylation; intracellular signal transduction. Bases 1 to 1389 code for a protein of 462 amino acids. The transcript has 3 exons.
AUGAAUCGCUAUAAGGUUACAAAACAAUUAGGUGAUGGCACUUAUGGCUCCGUCUUGAAAGCUGUUCAUCGUCAGUCAGGAGAAGUGGUGGCGAUUAAACGCAUGAAAAAAAAAUUUUAUUCAUGGGAAGAAUGCAUGCAAUUGCGCGAAGUGAAUUCGUUGAAGAAAUUAAACCAUCCGAAUAUUGUCAAACUUAAGGAAGUAGUUCGUGAAAAUGACGAACUGUUUUUUAUAUUCGAGUACAUGGAAUGUAAUCUUUAUGAUAUCAUGAAGAAACGCGAUCGGCUUUUUCCAGAGUCCAAAAUACGAAAUUUCAUGUACCAAAUGAUGCAGGGAUUGGCUUUUAUGCACAAACAUAGUUUCUUUCAUCGCGAUAUUAAGCCCGAGAACAUGCUUGUGAAAGGUGACACUGUUAAAGUUGCUGACUUUGGGCUGGCAAGAGAAAUUCGAUCAAGGCCACCAUUUACUGAUUACGUAUCGACUCGAUGGUAUCGUGCUCCAGAAGUUUUGCUACGCUCUACUACGUACAAUUCGCCAAUUGACGCUUGGGCCAUGGGUUGUAUUAUGGCUGAGAUGUUUACUUUACGACCUUUGUUUCCGGGUAGCAGUGAAGGUGACCAACUUUAUAAAAUAUGCUCAGUGCUAGGCAAUCCAACACACAGUACGUGGCCAGAAGGGAUGAAACUUGCGGCACAAAUAAACUAUCGUUUCCCACAAUUUAUACCAACAUCAUUAGCGCAGUUGGUUCCAAAUGCGAGUCCCGAAGCGCUUCAAUUGAUGACGGAUUUACUCAAGUACGAUCCAAAUCAGCGGCCAACGUCAAGUCAGGCGUUGCAGUAUCCAUUUUUUCAAGUGAACGUAAAUGUGACAAUGCCAAUAACAGAAACAACGCUAAGUGGAAAUAGUCAGCAGUUUUAUGAACAUGAUGAAUCGACCGAGAUAUCUGCAGCAUUUACACCGCCACAAAAGACAUCAGGAAGUCAUAGAUCUAGUAAUGGUUUGUAUGGACAGAAACAGUCAGUGGUAGACAUUGGAGGAUACAGCAGUUUGCGGCCUCAGCCUGUUGUCUCAUCGACAUCGUCGUAUGGCAUGUCGCGAACACACCAGCGGAAUGCAAUGGCAGCAGCAGGAAACAGUGUGCUCACAGGUGGAACAUCGAACGGGCUCGGACUGGAUCGUGAUAAAAUGGGUGACUCACAAAGCAGCCGCUACACACGACAAGCAAGAUAUGCACCUGGCAUGGCGUAUAGAGGCGAUGGCGAUGGAGCCAAAUAUUCUAGUGGAAAACCAUCGUUUGCGCCGAACGGAAUUUCGUUAGGCCCUACUGCUGCUGUUGGUGGUACCGUAGGCGGGGCUGGUUUAAGUAGUUAUAGCAGACACAAGUACUGA